Messenger RNA from Sorghum bicolor (sorghum), 868 nucleotides. RefSeq names its product small nuclear ribonucleoprotein SmD3b. Gene Ontology annotation, molecular function: RNA binding. The transcript is spliced from 5 exons. Gene Ontology annotation, cellular component: SMN-Sm protein complex; U1 snRNP; spliceosomal tri-snRNP complex. Bases 141 to 539 code for a protein of 132 amino acids. Gene Ontology annotation, biological process: RNA processing; spliceosomal snRNP assembly. The record is from RefSeq and is a predicted model, not a curated record. Lineage: Eukaryota; Viridiplantae; Streptophyta; Magnoliopsida; Poales; Poaceae.
UGCUUUUCUUCUCCCUUCGCCCCUUGGUCCGCCUCGCUUCGUCUCGUGCCGCCUCCUGUUUCCACGAGCUGGGGUUUUAGUUUUAGCGGCGCAAAGAGGGGGGAAGAGAGCCAGCGAGAGACACAGACGGAAAGGAGGAGAUGAGCCGGAGCCUAGGGAUCCCGGUGAAGCUGCUCCAUGAGGCAGCGGGUCAUGUGGUGACGGUGGAGCUCAAGACCGGCGAAGUGUACCGGGGGGCCAUGGUCGAGUGCGAGGAUAACUGGAAUUGCCAGCUCGAAAACAUCACCUUCACCGCCAAGGAUGGGAAGGUGUCGCAGCUGGAGCACGUCUUCAUCAGAGGAAGCAGAGUGAGAUUUAUGAUUAUACCUGAUAUGCUUAAGAACGCUCCUAUGUUCAAGCGCUUGGAAGCGAGGAUUAGGGGCAAAGGAUCGGCUAUUGGAGUUGGCCGUGGACGUGCUGUUGCAAUGCGUGCUCGGGCUGCUGCUGGUCGUGGUGGUGGUCCUGUUGGCCGAGGCAGCGCACCUCCUGUGAGGAGGUAGAUUCUUCAUGGCGUCAUGCGGCUUUUCUCGUUUGUCUGAGGAAUGAGGAUGUUGCUGUCGAUGUCAGAACGCUGUCUCGUAGUCAAAACUGUCCUAAUGUACAAUUCAACGGCUUAAGGAGGAUGCAACCUGUUGUUAUUGAAUCUGAUGUAUUGACGGUGGUUGGUAGCUUGCAUGCAGUCUUUUCCUAGCUCGAUUUGGAUGGCUGGACCAAUAAAUGUCAUGUAUUCUCGUCAAGAAAUUAGCUUUUGUUUUAGUCCUGCAGUAUUUUUGUAGAUGCUUUGAUCUGUCAGAACAAUACAUUUACCUGAGUCCUGAGUAUGUCUUCU